This is a messenger RNA of Phragmites australis (common reed), 1560 nucleotides long. RefSeq lists its product as uncharacterized. NCBI's taxonomy places the organism in Eukaryota, Viridiplantae, Streptophyta, Magnoliopsida, Poales, Poaceae. Bases 236 to 1312 code for a protein of 358 amino acids. The record is from RefSeq and is a predicted model, not a curated record. The transcript has a single exon.
AAAGGAGAAAACAAACGGCCCGGCAUGCUCGCAACCCAAUCUUGUUCCACUUCCACCUCUUCCUCAUUUCAAUCCCCUCCGUGACCUCCUCCCCUAAUUAAAUCCGGCCGCGGCCGCCGCCGAUCUCCGGCCUCCGCCCUUAAUUCCCUCGCUUCCACACUCCAAAUCCACACGAAUCCCUCACCGAUCCGGCAGAUCUCCAAUCCAAUACCCUAACCCUAGCCUCCCGCCCGCCAUGAAGGCGUCGAUCAAGUUCCGCGAAGACGACCGGCCGCUACUGCGGGCCAAGGUUCCCGUCGGCGUGCUCGGGCUGCCCUUCCUCUCCGGCCUCGCGGCGGGGGGCGACGCCAAGGACCUCCGAUUCGACCUCUCCACCGCGUUCCCCUCCGGCCCGGCGCUGCGGCUCUCGUAUCGCCCCAACGACCCGCUCCAGCCCUUCGCGCUCUCCGUCCGCACGGGGUUGGGGCCGCUGGGAUCCCCCGCCCGCGCGCCCUUCGCGCUCGCGGCCGAGUUCAACCUCCUCUCCUCCAACACGCCCGCCUUCUCGCUCCUCUUCAAGCCCCGCAUAGGGGACUUCGCCCUCACCAGUUCCGUCAUCUCCCCGCCUUCACCCCCCGCCCCCGCCCCGGCGCCGCUGGCUAUCAAGAUGGCUGACCUCACCGCCAACGGCGACGACCGCGACCGCGACACGCACAGGGCGUUCUCGUUCAGCGGGAACGGGUUCGCGGCGAACGUCGCGGCCGCCGCGGGGAGGAGCGGCGGCGGCGUGGGCGCGCUGCUGUCCGGGAUGCGACUCACUACCAGGAGCGUGUUGCCGCUGUGGAGCAAGGCGAGCCUGCGGUUCCAGUGGGGGCUGCGCGUGCCGCCGGAGCUGAAGGCCGCGCUUGCGGACGACGGGUGCGGGCGCAAGGCGGGGAGCCUCGCCAUCAGCAAGCUGCCGCUGCUUGUGAUGAACAAGAUCACCAUCGAGCAUACGCUGCAGGCACCGUCGCGUUCCGAAGCGGACAAGAAGAGGAAGAAAGAUGCUCCACCGGCAGGCGAGGGAGAGGAAUUCUCCUUGAUGAAGAGGCAGCUGGAGGCGCUGAACGCUGAGAGCACAAUGCUGCGGCGUGCGGUAGAGGACCUGCGUGCUGAGAUCGGGGCCGGCAAAGGCGAGAGUCGCAGGUUGCCAGCAGCACUGCCUCCUCUGCAACAGCCAUUUGCGUUGAAACCGGAUCGCCACGGCAAAGAGAUGGUGGACUGUGGACCGAAGCCGGCAUCGGACGAGGCAAGUGAGGAGUUGAAGAAGGCGCUCGAGGCCCGUCGGAAGUGAGGAGCCCUUCUAGGGCUUGCUGACAUUGCAAGCUCUGCAAUUUGACAUGGCUGCGUUAAGUUUUGUGUUUAAUAAUAGACUGGUAGGGCAGUUUACAUCUCUGGCUGGAAGCAAAUGAGGUUGUCAUAAGGUGAUGUAAUAGGUUUGCCUUAAUUUUACUCCCACUGCUUGCGUUUUAGGAUGUCCUGUUUUGUAUAAAUUCGUAUUUUUUUCCCCUUUCGGAUGAAUCGUUAGUAUUUUCAUCGUUU